Messenger RNA from Hypoxylon trugodes, 1125 nucleotides. Its product is annotated as ATP synthase subunit D. The record is from RefSeq and is a predicted model, not a curated record. The transcript has 4 exons. Gene Ontology annotation, biological process: proton motive force-driven ATP synthesis. Bases 152 to 673 code for a protein of 173 amino acids. NCBI's taxonomy places the organism in Eukaryota, Fungi, Ascomycota, Sordariomycetes, Xylariales, Hypoxylaceae. Gene Ontology annotation, molecular function: proton transmembrane transporter activity.
CCUAAGUGGAUUGCUCCUGCAAAAGACCGGAGUUGUUCGGCUGGGAAAGAGAGAGUUGCUAGCAACAACCUCCAGGGCUACAAUUGAAUUGGCAUCACAAUCCAAUCUCCACUCUUCUUCCAACCUUUCCUUCAUCAUACCUAUCGCAAAAAUGGCCACACGAAGCGCAGCCCUCAAGCUCGACUGGACCAAGGUCACUUCCUCUCUAGGCCUGCGCGGCCAGACCGUCGCCAGCCUUCAAGCCUUCAAGCAGCGAAACGAGAAUGCCCGCCGAAAGGUCCAAGCUCUAUCCGAACUCCCCACCACAGUCGACUUCGCGCAUUACCGAUCCGUCUUGAAGAACCAGGCCGUUGUCGAUGAGAUCGAGAAGCGCUUCAGUGCUUUCCAACCCGCCAAGUAUGACGUCGCCCGCCAGCUCAAGGCUAUCGAGGCCUUCGAGGUUGAGGCCGUUAAGAACGCCGAGGACGCCAAGAAGAAGGUCGACCUCGAGCUGAAGGACCUCGAGGCUACCCUGAAGAACAUUGAGACCGCCAGACCAUUCGAGGAGCUCACUGUGGACGAAGUUGCCUCGGCGGAACCUUCUAUCGACGAGAAGACGUCCAAACUGGUUUCCAAGGGACGAUGGUCCGUUCCAGGAUACAAGGAGAAAUUCGGCGACCUUUCCGUACUAUAGACAGCGCGCGAGUAGUAACCACAAUUACUUCCACUGCUACUACUCUCUUUCCCUUGUGUACUCUAGCAUUGUAGAUAGAAAGCCGGGAAGAGGCGAAAGAAGUGAAAUUAAAGGCAUUUUUAAUCCAGUCCAUCUAAUUAAGUCGAACGGACGUAUGUGAUCUAUGUUUACACUUUUACACCAACCUGACACCCUGUCACGAGGGACCUGAGGAAGAUCGAUUUACCUCGUAGAAACAACUAUUUAAGAUUACGGUCAUCUUACAUUGAAGUUUGACCCACGUGCAUCGAAUUCAAUGCUGAAAUGGUAGACUCAGUUUGAAUAGAGUCUGGUCGUUAUGGGCUAAUCAUAUUCGAGAAAUUCUUCAGUGGCCGUCACUUACUGGGUAUUAGUACCUAGGUAUUUACAGGCACUUACUCUUCUAGCAGGGGCGGACAAACUGCUGAGAAAAU